AUGUCCACUGAAUAUGUACUCAAAAGAAUUAACCUUUUAAAGCAGGAGAAAAAGUCGUUGGAAAGCUUACUUCAAAACACAGAAGAAGAAGUCUUGAGGAUUAUGAAAAAAAAUGCUGAAGAAAGCAGGAGAGUAAAACAGCUGCUUGAAUCAGCGUUGCCACUUAGAAAUGAAAAUAAUAUAAAAAAUCUUGGGGAAUCUACUGAAAAUUUUACUCAAACGGAAAAUAAUUUAUCGAAAUUUUAUCAUACGGUAGCGUUAGAAGAAGAAAUCAUCAGCAUUAAGGAAACAGUUCUUAAUGCGAUGACGAAUUAUCGGAUUAUGAAGAAUACACUUGAAAGGAGAAAGAAGAAAAAUAAAGUGAUGGAAGAUUUAAUUAGGCAGUAUCAAGAAAGAAUAGAGUCUUUAAAUAACUCCUUUUAAGUAAGAAAAAAAUCUCUUUCAGUAAUUUUUUAAAAAAAAAUUAUAUAAAAUAUAUGACAAGUUAAUUUGCAAAUUUAUCAAUUCACUAAUUUUGUUUGGAUAUUAAAACUAUAUGCAAAAACACUCUUUUUCAUCUAUAAAUUUAAAUUUUGCUCUAAUUUAAAGGAGCUAAUUUAUCAAAAAAAAUGGAAAUUUUUCCAAUAUUUUAAAAGGGAUGAGUAAAGAGAAAAUAAAUUUAAGAAGUAAAUGUGAAGCAAGUAGAGAAGAACAGAAAACGAUGAUUGAUCAUAUUAGAUAUGGAGAUUUAAUAGCGGAUCCAGCACCUUACGUAUUUAAGAUACAGAAAGAGUAA
Blepharisma stoltei is the source of this 775-nucleotide messenger RNA. The record is from the annotation of a GenBank genome assembly. NCBI's taxonomy places the organism in Eukaryota, Ciliophora, Heterotrichea, Heterotrichida, Blepharismidae.